This is a messenger RNA of Monopterus albus (swamp eel), 2447 nucleotides long. RefSeq names its product endonuclease domain-containing 1 protein-like. Lineage: Eukaryota; Metazoa; Chordata; Actinopteri; Synbranchiformes; Synbranchidae. The transcript is spliced from 2 exons. Bases 429 to 1331 code for a protein of 300 amino acids. The record is from RefSeq and is a predicted model, not a curated record. Gene Ontology annotation, molecular function: nucleic acid binding; metal ion binding; hydrolase activity.
CGACUGGGGUCUCAUUUGGCCGCGGUACCCGUGCGAGCUGCGCUUUGUACCAAAACAAAGAAAUGGUCAUGAAACGGGGGAGCGCUGUCUGCGGGUUCCUUUCGUCUCUCUCUAAUCAAAUAACCAGCAAGCAUGACUCUGGCUUUGACACCAGUUUGUGACGGAGAAACCCAAAGUACAGGACACGCAGUGCACAGCCGACCUCAGCAGGGAUGGAGACGGAGCUGACACAUCGCCACCUCUCUGCUGGAUCAUCAAACUGGCAGCGUGUUGUUCAUCCCACUGGUUUUAAGUGCCGCUUACUGAAGCGGAACAGCGGACUUCCUGCCUGUAACAAACAGCUGAAACUGCGUCACUUCGUGUGAAAGGGGACCGUUCUCGAUCGCGCUCCAGUGUAUUUCACCGAGAGCCUUAGUGAAGUUAUCAGGAUGUCGCCUGUCUGCGCUCUGGUCGUGCUCGUCCUACUCAUGGCUGGAGGGUGGUGCCCGUGUGCAGCGGACGUGGGGGAUUUCGCCCCGUGUCUGCAGUUCUUCUACAGGUCUUGGCCUCCUAAGGGUCUGUCGGGGACCCCGAUCUGCCAGCGGUACUACAACCAGUAUCGCUUUGCCACGCUGUACAGUCGAGCACGCCGCUCUCCGUGGUUCUCAGCCUACCUGUACUCCCCACCCGAAGGAAAAAGACCCUCAGCAUCAUGGAAGUUUGAGCCACAGUUAGCCUACCCAGGGGCUGAUGGCAACAUGAUCUGCUUCCCUCCGGGCCCCGUGGACCAGAACGUGGUAGACAGCCAGGCGGUCGAGCUGGACUACAUCAAUUCCACCUACACUCGUGGCCACCUGAAUCCCAGCCUUCACCACCAGAGCCACGAGGACCGCACCGCCACCUUCACCCUCACUAACGCAGUGCCUCAGAAGGUAGGCUCUAAUGACGGGCCCUGGGAGGCCCUGGAGCAGACUGUCAAUCAAACCUUAGCAGCCUACUGUCUCGGAGAUGCUUACAUAGUGACUGGCAUCAUCCCGUACCAGACCGCUGAGCGCUGGCUCAAGAAUCACCGCGUGGCUGUUCCUGAGUACAUCUGGUCGGCCUACUGCUGCCCAGUCUACAACAGCAGUCUGCCAGAAGAGCUGAAGGAUGCCUUUCCGACGUACGCUGCUGUCGGCCGCAACGACCGCAACAGCACCCAGGAGAUUGUGCCUGUCAGUGAGACGGCUAAAAAGAAAUACAGGGGAUAUGACGUGAGACAGAUGCCACUGGAAAAACUGGAGAUGUACCUGAGGGACAGGUUCGGUACUGUUGUCAGUGUUUUUUAUGAGCGGUGCUCUGGAUCAGACUGAUCCUGCACACACACACACACACAGUAAUUAGACUGCUGAAAUGUGCGUUUAAUUCAGGCUAAGUAUUAAGUGCAAAUAAUUUUUGCAACUAAACCUCUGAGCAAAGUGACAAAAUAAGUCCUUCUAAAACUGUCAGAAUGACAGUCACACACUGUGCCCCCUGCUAAGUUCUUAAACAGACUAUUAAAUGCCUGUAGUGUGUUUGUUUCCCUAAAAGUCACCCAAGAAAAGGGCAGCACUGAUCACAAAGGUGUAACAAAACAAAAGAAUCAUCAGAUGGCUUCAUUACUUCGUUGUUCGGGUGGUGCAUCAUCUGGCAGUGGUGGUCACUGAGAGUCAGGAAGGAGCAGACACUGAAUGACCAGCGCUGGCAUCUGAAUUUCUUUUGUCAUUUGAUAAAUGUGCACAGUACAGUUUUAGUGAAUACUGUAUUUUGUUUUGUUCACCUGAUGCUGAAGAGUAAUUUAAGUUAUUAAGUACUUGUAGUGCAGUAAAAAGCACAGUGUUUGCUACUGAAAUAUCACAAAAUGUAAGUACAAGUACCUCGAAAUUGUACUUAAGUCCUUAGUUACUUUACUGGGAUUCUCUAAGGAGUCAAGCAGCACAGCUGUGAUGCAGCUAAUACUUUGACCGCUAGAUGGCGGCCGUGCACCACAUGCAGCUGCAGCUUCUACGCACUGAAGUGCACGUUGAGAGUUUUCUGCUUUUUCAAAGAACAUCAGCCUUCACUAACUGUUAAAUCAAUUUGUCUUUUGUCUUGUGAUUUACAAAACAAUGUCGAUAGUUGUUUUAUAUUUAAAACUGAAAUCAGACUUUGACUAAUUGGUGUUGGAAUUUAUAUUUGUGCUUCAAUCAAGAACAAAUAGAAUAAAUAUAUAAAUUGCAGACUCCCUUAGACAAACAUGAACUCGCUCCACGAGUUGGUCUCGACUGUUUCAAAGCUUUGCCAAGACAAGUUUUAUGUUAUAAUGAUCACUGAGACACAAUUUGUCGCAUCAGACUUGUUAAGGUUUUAUUGCAGGAACACAUGGUACGAGAGCACAAGUGUACAAAGGGUUAAACAUAUCUGACACUAUGCACUGGUGAGUCAAACUGGAUUCCUGUGACAAACACUGC